This is a messenger RNA of Vitrella brassicaformis, 1703 nucleotides long. The record is from the annotation of a GenBank genome assembly. NCBI's taxonomy places the organism in Eukaryota, Vitrellaceae.
CACCCAGGGAGCGACGCCCCCCUACCAACCAGGUUUCCAGCAGGACAGCGAAAAGCUGGUAUGCAACAAACAGCGGGCCCCACGAACUCACCCGGUCCGAGGUUGGAGGUUGAAGCCCUUUGCACGGUCGACAGCGAGAGCUGCCCCUUCAGCUGAUGAGGCCUUGACGGCCUGCUUGCACUGUGGGACUCAAAGGCCCUCUCUCCCUCCGCCCCCUCGUUUCCCUGUUCUAUGAUGCCAGAAUCCCAAGGCGACGCGGAGCAUUCCAGCCGGUUCCUGGAGCCUCCAUCACUGCAAGUGCAGGAGGCGCCCGUACAGGAUGAUGCUCCUGUGGGCUCUCCAGCAGCUUCCCCACCUUUGUCGGCCAAAAGCAGUGAUGACGAGGGACCCGAGAAGCCACUCCUCUACUCACCUGGCCGAAGCGUACGCAGAACCACCAUCCUCUCGUGUGUGUGCUUUGAUGUCUUUGUCUGUUAUGUGUGUGCAGUUCCCCCCUCCCACCCCUUCUGAGCAGCUAUCGCAGUUCAUGGUCGGCAUGACGGCCUUUGUGGGGGCCACGUCGGUGGCCAUCGCCGCCACCUGGCCCUUCCAGGAGCUCACCAGUUUGGGCGACUUCUUCUUCGUCGACAAGCCCUUCCUCUGGACCAUCUACGGGUGCUUCUUCGUCGGCCACACGGCGCUAUACUUCAUCUGCCGCACCGUGCUGCGCGUGUGCGGGGCCGAGUACCGCGACUCCCAGAAGGCCGACUCGUGGCUCAUGACGCUGCUGGCUGGGAUGAUCGUGUUUAGCUUCGGCUGCUGGGCGCUGGUGGAGAUCGUGGUGAGGGGAGGCUUCAACGAGCGGGGCUUCCGGGCAAUAGUGAGGAGCGACCCGUGGCCUGCAAAGAUAUCGAAUCUGUACUACCUGGCCAACUGCCAUGCGGACCUGGUGGUGGGGUCGCUGGUGUAUCCGGCGGCCAUCGACAUGCUGACGGGCUGGAUCCACCACGCUGCUACACGGCCAUCAUGUGCUACGGCCUGUCGCACCGGCUCAACUUCAUCAUCACCCUCUUCGGGGUGGUGGAGCUGCCCACCCUCAUGAUAGCCAUCGGCAACAUUCACACCCCGUGGCGCUUCGACUGGUCCAUGGGCAUCGCAUUCAUCCUCACACGCGUCAUAUACCACACCAUCCUGCUGAUCGUCCUCCUGGUCUACCACUACUAUGUGCCGGGCUUCUAUACCACGGGGGCGCUGCUGUUGCACCUUUAUUGGAUCACAUCGUGGCUACAGAAAAAACUGGGAGGAGGGAGAAGGCUGUCGGGAAGCAGCAGAAAGAAGAAUAAUGAAGGUGACCCUGAGGCCCAGCUGAGUGACGGCAGGGAUAGCUACGGCGCCGUGCAGAUCAUCAGGCAGCCGACGUGGCCGAGAGGGGAGCCGGGAGGGAGCUGAGCGGGCGGGGCGGGGGAGGGAGACACGAUGAUGAAUGAAGCUGGCCUUGCUGCUGUGGUAUAUAUGUCGUAUGUGGUCUUGGUUGGUUGGUGUUUGGACUUUCUUGGGCAAUUACUUAGGGCAUAAGCAAUGCAAUCAAUGGGCGUGUGCGUGUGCAUGGGUGAGGUCAGUUCUCGUGUUAUGAGACCGAACACAGGACUCAAGCAGGAGAAGAUCUGAUUGACUUCCCUCUUGGUUGGUGCUGUCAGUGUCUGUCUCUUCUUGGUCAAUGCAGC